CUAUAAAUAGGAGAAUCACUAUUACUACUAUUACUUAUCAUCCCUUAUCAGCAGUUCCAUUUUCCUUCUUAAAUUCCAACCAAAAGGGGCUGCUGAAUCGCCCAAUAAAUGGGUGCUGCAAUUGGUAUUCCCCUCACAUUUCUCCUCAUUCUUGCAUUCUUCAUCACCUUAUCCCCUCAAAUCUCAGCCGUCAGUUACCCCAUUAACGUUUGGCCUAAGCCAACAGCCUUCUCAUGGCCCCAACCUCAAAUAACCUUACUUUCUCCGAACUUCAAAAUCCAUUUUCCUUUAAACCCAUAUCUUCAUCAAGCUGCCAACCGAUACCGUAACCAAUUCAUCAAAGAACACUACAACCCAUUAGUGGUUCCACAUCUCAAUCUGACUUCAUCACCCCCGUUAAAAUCCCUCACCAUCACAGUCACUGACGACUCUGCACCGUUAACUCACGGCGUCAAUGAAUCCUACACCCUCACUAUUCCAUCGCCCUACCAAUCGACGACGGCCACCUUGACGGCAGAAACAGUAUGGGGCGCGAUGCGCGGGCUGGAGACGUUUUCUCAGCUGAUUUUCGGCAACCCGUCAAGAUUGGCUUGCGAUUUGUAUAUCCACGAUGAACCCUUGUUUCCUCAUCGAGGGGUGAUGUUGGAUACUUCAAGAAACUUCUAUGGUGUGUCGGAUUUGCAGAGAUUGAUCAGGGCUUUGAGUAUGAAUAAGUUGAAUGUUUUUCACUGGCACAUAACGGACUCGCAGUCGUUUCCUCUGGUGCUGCCGUCGGAGCCGGAGCUGGCCGGAAAGGGAGCCUACGGAGAGGAGAUGAAGUACUCGCCGGAGGAUGUGAAGAGGGUGGUGGAAUUUGGAAUGAGAUAUGGAGUCAGAGUUGUGCCCGAGAUUGAUAUGCCCGCACACACUGGAUCAUGGGCUUUAGCAUACCCUGAUAUUGUAACUUGUGCAAACAUGAUGUGGUGGCCUGCUGGAGUAGAUUGGACUGAUCACCUGGCAGUUGAACCAGGAACUGGCCAGCUAAAUCCCCUAAGUCCCAACGCCUACAAAGUGGCCAAAAAUGUCAUCCAUGAUGUGGUCUGCAUGUUUCCAGAUUCAUAUUAUCAUGGAGGAGCUGAUGAGAUCGCACCAAAUUGUUGGAUAACUGACCCAGAAAUUCAAGCUUUUGUUGCUAAGAAUGGGACUCUCAGCCAGCUUCUGGAAAUGUUUGUUGAUUCAACCUUGCGUUAUAUCAUCUCCCUAAAUCGAACGGUGAUCUACUGGGAGGACGUUCUGUUGGAUGCCAGUGUCAAUGUUUCUCCUUCAUUGCUUCCCCCAGAGAAUGUCAUUUUCCAAACGUGGAACAACGGACCAAGCAACACUAAGAAGCUCACUGAAGCUGGUUACCGGGUUAUUGUGUCAUCCGCAGACUACUACUACUUGGAUUGUGGGCACGGAGGGUGGGUCGGAAAUGAUACUCGAUAUGACCAGCCACCUGGUACUGACACGGGGAAUGGAGGUUCCUGGUGUGCACCAUUUAAAACAUGGCAAACUAUCUACAACUACGAUAUCACCUAUGGACUAAAUGAGUUAGCAGCUAAUUUGGUAUUAGGAGGAGAGGUAGCAUUAUGGUCCGAACAAGCAGAUUCCACUGUUUUGGACUCUCGGAUCUGGCCUAGAGCAUCAGCAAUGGCUGAAGCAUUAUGGUCCGGUAACCGGGAUGCAACAGGAAGGAAGAGGUAUGCAGAAGCUACAGAUAGGUUGAACGAAUGGAGGAACAGAAUGGUGACUAGAGGAAUAGCUGCUGAACCAAUUCAGCCUCUUUGGUGCAUCAGAAACCCGGGGAUGUGCAAUACAGUUCAUCCAUUUUUAGCUGGUUAAUUGAUUUGCCUCUUCAGCUUCAUUGGUUCAAUUGCUAAUCUGUAAAGCUGUAAACACUUCUACUGAUUAAUUCAAAAAAGAAAAUCCAAGGAAAAUGCAAUGAUGUAACGAGCAUCAACACAGUGUUAGCUGCUAAGCCCAAAAUGAAUUGUAAAAGUUGGCUACAAUUCAACAAAAAAAAAAAAG
Molecule: messenger RNA, 2046 nt
Organism: Coffea eugenioides
Lineage: Eukaryota; Viridiplantae; Streptophyta; Magnoliopsida; Gentianales; Rubiaceae
Product: beta-hexosaminidase 2-like
Exons: 2
Coding region: 109-1860 (583 amino acids)
Biological process (GO): glycosaminoglycan metabolic process; carbohydrate metabolic process
Cellular component (GO): membrane
Molecular function (GO): beta-N-acetylhexosaminidase activity
Source: RefSeq, a predicted model, not a curated record